Paramecium octaurelia is the source of this 584-nucleotide messenger RNA. The record is from the annotation of a GenBank genome assembly. Lineage: Eukaryota; Ciliophora; Oligohymenophorea; Peniculida; Parameciidae.
GUAGAUCUAAAAGUGAAACUUUUAACUGUUAAAUGGCUAAGAUAUUCAUUACUUUAUCUUCUAAUCAAGGCUGUGUGCCCUUUAAAAGGUAUAAAAAUAACAGAAUUAAAAGUAGGGGAAUAUUGCUUCAUUAUUAUUACUGUAAGCGGAACAUGUUUUGCAGAUGCCACUAUAAGUAUCAGAUAUGAAUGCUUUAACUAGAAUUAUAAUAGUAUAACUAGAAAAGUUGGAGUAGCUAGCACUACUAAUUGAUAAAGAGUGCAACUAUUAUUAUGUGUUUUAAGAAUGUUCAAAUAUAUUAAUAAGAAAAAGUGCAAGGAUUGGGGAAAGAAAAUGUAAUUGCUGCAUGCAUUUAAAAAAAAGGGGGAGAGUGUAUGACGAAUUUCAGAAGAAAAACAUGAACAUGUUUGGAGAGUUCUAGAAAUAUGAACAGAACUAGACUUGUGAGAAUAUUCGACUCUGCAAGUCGUACAAGUGCUCAGAUCAUCAUAUUUCAUGCGAUCAGAGCCAACAACUGAUAAACAGAACUAUAUCCACUGACAGUAGUCUAAAUUUUAGCAAAGCUCCAAGAACAUUAAGCUGAU